AUGGGUCGCCAAGCUGACCCUGCGUCAUCGUCGCACUCACUACAUUCUCUUGACGACGCCCCUCCUCCAUACACCGAUGACCCCGAACCCAUUCCCGCCCCUUUCCAGUCUGUCCAACCUGUCCAGUCUGUGCAGCCUCCCACAGGCAUCCGAUCCCUGCGUCUCAUCGACUCAGCCUAUGUCCUCCCGGGCGGCAUAGGUGUCAAACCUCACGAUGAGGUCUCUCUUACCCUCGAACCAGCGCUCUCAAGCGACAGCGACGAGCUCUACAAUGUCAUCCGCCAACAAAUAAAGCUGCCGCCACGGCCGCUACUUCACAUCCACGGCACUCAUAGCGAAUCAAGUAAUGAUUCCAACAAAGAAAACAAGGAUAGGAGCAGCACCGUCACAGACUUUCAGUUCAGACUGGAUCUGGCCGAGACAAUGCUGACCGGCUGGGAGGGUGGAUACAUGGGCGCGAACUGGCGGGAAAUUGAAAUCCUCACAGAUGAGGACCUCAAACCGGCGUAUCGGGGAGGAAUCCUCCGCUCGACGGCGUACCAGUCGCCCACGUCGCGUCCUGCUAUCAGUCUCGGGGAAGACAGCGAUGCCCUCCUAGCCCAAGAUAACACAGAUGAGGAUCAUAGCUCUCCAGAUGCGAAAAACCUCAGGAUGUGGUGCAAGCGUUUCUGUGACGACCCCGCGCCUGUAAAAUCGUGUGUUCCGCCCCCUACUUGUGCACAGAAUACACUGCUAAUCCCGAUUUAUCCAUACAGAUUCACUGUGCAUCGCAAAGUCGCCGGCUUCGACUCCAACGCUAUGCGCAACGUCCUCACCUCCCACAUUCGCGAACUCAACUACCGUGGCUCCCUCAGCUUCAGUCUCUCCACUGCCCACCGCUCCGUCACAGUCUACUCCCCGCACUGGAUUAAUGAGCUCCGCACGAACCGCUUCGUCUGGUGGGCGGUCGUGAUUCUCCAGCUUUGGAUUAUCACCUGGCCGAUUAUCUUCUUCAUGGAGAAGAGGUACGAAGUCGUCCACACGCGCUGGAAUGCAUCGCUUAUACCGGAGUCCGACUCUCCGCUGGCUAAGUGCUACGCGUUUGGUCGUGAUGAGUCUCAUCUGGCAGAGUAUUGGGCUCCGGCUGUUAAGCAGGCGGCGUGGACGCGACGACGGGGUGAAGGUAAUCUUUUGACAAGGAUGGAUGCGGAUCGCUUGCAAGGUUAUAGUACGCAGCAGCUGCUAGGCCUUCGCACCGCUUCUUCAGAUACUGAGCUCGAUCGCCGACAGCGGGUGGCUAAUGGUGAUGCUGGGUUUGUUGAUAAUAUUGUAGGUCUGGUGAGAGGGAUUGGAGAGGCUAGGGAGGAUUGGAGGCUUUCUGCUGGAUGGGGUGCUAACUGUUAA
Messenger RNA from Penicillium coprophilum, 1383 nucleotides. RefSeq lists its product as uncharacterized. Lineage: Eukaryota; Fungi; Ascomycota; Eurotiomycetes; Eurotiales; Aspergillaceae. The transcript has a single exon. The record is from RefSeq and is a predicted model, not a curated record. Bases 1 to 1383 code for a protein of 460 amino acids.